GAGAGGAUCACAGUGGCUUUAAAAUGUUUUACAGCGCUCUGUUGAUCUCUGCAAGACAGGAGAUACACGUCGUCUAACGUGGACCCACGCUGAGGAUCCGUUCCCAUCGAUUUAGCAAGUACUCCUUUGCUGGAAAGGGGAGUCACUUGAAUGAAUUAGAUCUAAUGAAUCAGUGGAUGUUGACUGGGACAAUGAAAGUACAUUUACUGCUGUUGUUUAGAAUAUGCAUCCAGUAAUCGGCAAGAAAUUACAUUUUAAAAUGUGCACAAAAUAGUAAUUUAUAUAGUAAUAGUAGUUUAUGUGUAUUUACAUUAGUGGGCUAGUCAUUGCAUUCAGUUGGUUUUAAUGAUAAAGGACAGCUACAUCACUCAAAGAUGGAUGAAGUGAUUAUGGAUCAGAUCAUGUAUGUUGCUCAUCAAGCGGUGUCUUGGAUCGCAUCUGUUGCCAUCAUAUUUGGAGGGGUUGUGCCAUACAUCCCUCAGUACAGGGACAUCCGCAGGACCCAGAGUGCUGAGGGAUUCUCCACAUAUGUGUGCCUGGUGCUGCUGGUUGCCAACAUAUUAAGAAUACUGUUUAGGUUUGGACGUUACUUUGAGACUCCGCUGCUUUGGCAGAGUAUAAUCAUGAUCAUCACGAUGUUAAUCAUGCUGAACCUGUGCACCAGCAUCCGCAUGGCCACCGAACUCAACACCAAACGCCGCUCCUUCACAGCAACAGACAGUAAGGAUGAAGAAAUCAAAGUUCCUAAGAGGCUCUUUCUGGACUUUGAUUGGAACUACUUCUGGUCUUGGAGUCAUUUUGUGGAUUACCUGCAGUGUGUGCUAGUGUUCACGGUGCUGGCCGUCUAUGUGACGUAUCUGCUACUGGACUCAGUUCUGUUCGUAGAGAGCCUGGGUUUUCUGGCCGUAUUCACAGAGGCCAUGCUGGGAACUCCACAGCUCUACUGCAACUACCAGAACAAAUCUACUGAAGGCAUGAGACAACUCGUCAUCAAGGCUUUCGCCGCCAAUUUUGAGCAACUGCAGCGCCUGACCUAG
Molecule: messenger RNA, 1037 nt
Organism: Sinocyclocheilus grahami
Lineage: Eukaryota; Metazoa; Chordata; Actinopteri; Cypriniformes; Cyprinidae
Product: PQ-loop repeat-containing protein 1-like
Exons: 5
Coding region: 375-1037 (220 amino acids)
Biological process (GO): phospholipid translocation; retrograde transport, endosome to Golgi
Cellular component (GO): trans-Golgi network; endosome
Source: RefSeq, a predicted model, not a curated record